AUGACGACAAAACAUACUCCAGCGGUAUCAUUCGACGACAUUCCGGGCGAACUUACAACGGGAAAGAUCCCCGAGGGCGCAGACUACGAACAGAUCACCCGCGCAACUGUGCAAUGGCUGAACAACCUCCAAAAGGAUCAUCUAGCUCCUAAUGCAAUCUGGCGGGACUUUUUGUCACUAACGGACAAUUUCCGUACAUUCUACUCGUCCGAUGUUGUCUACGACACCUUUCAAAAACUCGGCAACGUCAAGAAGCGUUCCAUCUUCGAGACAGGUAGCAUCCCGACUCGGCUGGUUUCAAGUGGCGAAGCCAGUUGGCUGAACGUCAAUCUCGCUUUCACAAUUGAAGAUCAGAAUCUGGUUGGGAAUUGUAAUGCUUUCGCCUCCGUCACACAAGAUGCAGAUGGCAAAUGGAAGAUCUGGAUGCUCAGAACCUGGCUCGAGAAUUACGAAGAUCAUGGCCAUCCGGACCUUCUCGAGCCUGUGCCUAGCAGCAGAUAUAUCAAUCGUCAGGCUAAUAGCGGGGCGCAAGACCCGAGACAUGUCUACGAUGUGAUCAUUGUUGGGGGCGGUCAGAGUGGUCUCGGCGCGGCAGGACGUUGCAAAGCACUGGGCAUCGACUACAUUCUGUUCGACGACAGGCCUGCUAUUGGAGAUUCUUGGGCUAAUCGAUACGACUCGUUGAAAUGGCACACAACCAAAGACUACGGGAACCUACCGUUCGGACGCACUUUCAAAGAGGAAGAUCCGCUCUUGUUGCCUAUCGAGAGGAUCGCAUCGGGGUAUAGAACGUGGGCCGAGCGAUUCGAUCUCAAUGUUCGCAAUUCGGAGCCCGUGGAUCAUGCAGACUGGGACGAUGCCUCGUCUCUAUGGACGGCGUACACCGGUGCCCUUGGCGAUCAAGCCGAAUACAAAGCUCGAAAUCUGGUUCUAUGCAUGGGACCAGGACACAAGCGUGAGAUCGUACCUACUUGGGCAGAACGAGGGAACGUCAAAUCCAGCGGCUUCAAGGGCACGGUUCAACAUUCUGUCGGCUACAAGAACUGCAAAGGCUUCGAGGGCAAGCGAGGCGUUGUUGUUGGCACCGCAAACUCUGCCCAUGAUGUGGCUGAGGACAUGGCUAGAGCUGAGAUGGAUGUCACCAUGUUGCAACGCAGCCCGACCUUUAUAGAGCCUGGAAAGUGGCUCGAAAAGGCCAACACGGCCAAUUAUCAUCUGGGCAAGCCAACAGAAGAGGCGGACCGGGAACAGCUUACCGCACCGCAAAAGAUCUCGCGAGAGCUUAUCAAUCGUGGAACCUGGAAGGCCAUCGAUCAGGAUCCGACACUUUGGGAUGACCUCGAGAAGGCAGGUUUCAAGUGCGACCGCUACGGGGACUUGUUCACUCAUCUUUACGUGCGCUUUGGAGGACACUACGUUGACGUUGGCAAUUGUAAGAGGAUCAUAGAAGGCCAGGUGAAGAUAAAAGGUGUCGCGGUCAAAUGCUUAACGGAGCAUGGUAUUUUAUUCGAAGACGGGAGCCAUCUAUCCGCCGACCUAGUCGUCUGCUGCACCGGCUUCAACCAUGAUUUCCGCAAAGAUGCAGCAGAGAUUGUGGGCAACGAGAUUGCGGAACAGAUGGAUGACUACUGGGGCGUUAAUAAAGAGGGCGAACUUAGAGGGUUCUGCCGAUUGGCUGGGCGUAAGUUCAGAAGUCAGAAGAUAUAUAACCGUGUAUUUGCUGACACCUCUACAGAUCCUCACCUAUUCUAUCACGGCGGAGAAGCACGCCUGGCUCGAUUCUAUUCGCGGUUCCUCGCUUUGCAGUUACAGAAGCUAAAGCUAGGUAGAGCACUUAUACCUUACUAG
Messenger RNA from Lecanosticta acicola, 1848 nucleotides. Lineage: Eukaryota; Fungi; Ascomycota; Dothideomycetes; Mycosphaerellales; Mycosphaerellaceae. The record is from the annotation of a GenBank genome assembly.